This is a messenger RNA of Juglans regia (Persian walnut), 2901 nucleotides long. Its product is annotated as receptor-like protein EIX2. Lineage: Eukaryota; Viridiplantae; Streptophyta; Magnoliopsida; Fagales; Juglandaceae. Gene Ontology annotation, molecular function: protein binding. The record is from RefSeq and is a predicted model, not a curated record. Bases 1197 to 2369 code for a protein of 390 amino acids. The transcript is spliced from 2 exons.
GGUCAUCAAAUACCAAGCUUCUUUGGUCAGCUUAGGAAUCUAAGGUAUCUAAAUUUAUCACAGGCAGGUUUUGUGGGAGAUAUCCCUUUUCCAGUUUGCAAAUCUCACGAAGUUGCAUUAUCUUGACAUCCGAGGACUCUUGCUGGAUAUUAGCAAAUCUUGAAUGGCUGUCUCAUCUUUCUCUGCUAGAAUUCCUGGACAUGAGUGUCAACAAUCUUAACAAAGCAUCUAAUUGGCUACAGAUGCUGAGCAUGCUCUCUUCUCUAUCCGACUUGAUGAUAAGUUACAACCGCAUUCAGGUAACCAUAUUCAAGGGGUACUCCCCAAUGCCUUUGGAUGUCUUUCCCAAUUGAAGCAUCUUGAUUUGUCAUUCAAUGGCCUUGAAGGAAAACUGCCGAGCUCCUUGGGGAAUCUAUGUAACCUACAACAUUUAGAUUCAUCUCACAACAAACUUGGGAGAGGUCUAUAUGAGGUCUUGGGAAAUUCAUCUGCAUGUCACAUAAAAAGUUUGGAGUACUUACAUAUGCAGGGUAAUCGACUUUCAGGUGUUUUGCCUGAUCAACUUGGGAAAUUUCAAAAACUCUCUGUUCUCUUCCUUGACUCUUAAGUUGAUUUCUGGUCCAAUUCCUGUAUCUAUAGGAAAUCUGUCGUUAUUGAGGGUAUUAUCUAUCGCUGACAAUCAAUUGAGUGGGGCAAUUCCUGUAAGUUUUGGACUCCUUUCAAAUCUUGAAACUUUACUUCUCUCACAAAAUUUUUUGGUAGGUUUGGUUUCCGAGAUGCAUCUUUCCAACUUAACGGGGUUGAAAUAUCUUUACGCUGAUUCAAACCUAUUGACUUUGAAGGUAAGUUCCAAUUGGGUUCCACCUUUCCAACUCCAAUCAUUGACGAUGGAAUCAUGGCGACUAGGCCCACUAUUUCCUUCAUGGUUUCAAUCACAGAAAGAUCUUCGAUAUCUAGAUUUAUCCAACACAAAAAUCUCAGAUGUCAUACCUUCUUAGUUUUGGAGCCACUCUUCAAGAAUAAAUAUCCUGGAUCUUUCUAAAAACCAGCUUCAAGGCAGUAUUCCAAGAUUAUCUGUUGGAGAAACUGUCUAUCUUGGUUCAAACAACUUCUCUGGCCCCCUUCCCCGUAUCACCUCUCGUACCAUUACAGAAUUAGAUCUUUCAAAUAACUCAUUCAGUGGACGUCUUUCUCCCAUGAUUUGUGAACAUAAUGAUAGAAUGAGAGGUCUGGCUUUUCUGGAUCUGUCAAGAAAUCUUUUAUCCGGAGAACUUCCUGACUGUUGGAUGAAUUAUUCUACAUUAAAAGUGUUGCACUUGGGGAACAAUAGCCUCACAGGAAACAUACCAAGCUCAUUGGGUUUUGUAUCCACACUUCAGUCUCUAUCAUUGUAUAAAAACAACAUGCUUGGAGAUUUACCAAUGUCGCUACAAAAUUGCACAAGUUUAAGGCUCUUAGAUCUCACUGAGAAUCAUUUCUCUGGUAGCUUACCCACUUGGUUGGGGAAUAGUUACUAUGACCUUGUUGUCCUUAUGCUUCGCUCGAACAAGUUCAGUGGCAGUAUUCCUCAGGAGCUGUGUCACCUAACUUCACUUCAGAUCUUGGACCUUGCACGGAACAACUUCUCCGGACACAUACCGAGAUGCUUUGGCAAUUUUAGUGCUAUGGCGAGACAAGAUGACUCCAGUGGUGUCUUUGAUUUCCUUCUACCACUGAAAACAUUAACAGAAACAGCAGUCUUGGUAACGAAGGGAAGAGAGUACAAAUAUUAUAGCCAAACACUUGCUCUCGUCAAAAGCAUGGACCUCUCAAGCAACAAUUUAAUUGAAGAGAUCCCUAAGGGGGUCACCAGUCUCUACAGCCUGCGAUUCUUGAAUCUGUCAGCCAACAAACUCAAUAGAGGGAUUCCUGAUAAUAUCAAUGCCAUGAGAUUAUUGGAAUCUCUUGAUCUCUCCUGGAAUCAAUUAACAGGUGCAAUACCUCAAAGCUUGGCGAGUUUGACAUCCUUGUCUCAUUUGAACUUAUCAUACAACAACUUCUCUGGCAGAAUUCCCUCCGGUACCCAGAUACAAACCUUUAGUGCAUUGAGUUUCAUUGGUAAUCAUGAUCUUUGUGGACCUCCACUUACAGUUAGUUGCAUUGGAGAUGACCAGCCCCCUGAGCCAACACCAAAUGCUGAUAAUGAAGGUGGCGAGGACGAUGGCUGGAUUGACAUGAAGUGGUUUUAUAUAAGUAUUCCACUUGGGUUUGUUGUGGGGUUUUGGGGCAUAGUAGGUCCAUUAGCAUUCAGCAAGGUAUGGAGACUUGCUUACUUCAGGUUUUUGGAUGACAUGAUGUAUAGACUCUUUUGGCGGAGCUUGAGAGCGUAACGAAAAUGGCUAAACCAUGGGUUUGCGUAUUGUAUUUUGUAGAAAGAAAUAAAAGAACGCUUUCCAUGGUUUUGGUUGUCCUUAAUUUCUUUUGUCUACACGCCUGCCUUCUUAUACAUGGUUUUGGUAUCUGUUUGACCAAAACCGCAAUAUUUCAGCUCUCUUCAAACGCUGGGCAAUGGGCAUGGAGCACAUAGAUUCGCAUUUCCCGUACGCCACAGGCAUUGCCACUAACCAUAUGCACACCCCAGAGAAGUUACGGCACAACUGGAGCUCAUGGCUCUCAGCAACCAAGGUUAGAUUUAAACAAGACUAGACGGGCAAAAGGGUUCCGAUACUCAAAUUACAUGAAGAUAAUCUCUUACAUAAACACGGCACGCACACCAAAAGGGAAAAAUAAAACGAGAAUGAUGAGUUUCCUUCCUCCUGUUCCAGCAGUUACUUGGGAUUCAUGUGACGCCGACACAAUCACAUCAACUAAAGCUUGAAAAAAGAGAACUUAAAAAAGGUUCAAGCAGCAUGAUCGCACACC